GUAAUCUAUAAUCUAUUACAUUUCCAAAGUAACCUUCCAUACACAGAUAAAGAGAGCAGGGAAGUGACUGUUGACCAGGAAUGAGAAACCUGCUCUACAGACACACCUGUUUUACACAUGUGACACAAACACAGCACCAGGAAGCUGUUUUAGUAACAGACGUCUGGGAAAGAGAAACUGAAGUGCAGUUGAGCUGUGUUUGUGUCUUUUGGUAUUCAUGAGGUAAAAUGGCAGAAGCAAGAAUUUUUGUGGAUCAAAAUGAAUUCAUGUGUUCAGUGUGUCUGGAUCUCCUGAAGGACCCAGUGGCCAUCCACUGUGGACACAGUUACUGUAAGAGCUGCAUUACAGACCACUGGAAUCAGGAGGAUGAGAAGAAAGUCUACAGCUGCCCUCAGUGCAGAGAAACCUUCAAGCCGAGACCUGCUUUAGCUAAAAACACCAUUCUGGCUGAAAUGGUGGAGAAACUGAAGAAGACUAAACCUUCUGCUGACGUUUAUGCUGGAGCUGGAGAUGUGCAGUGUGACGUCUGUACUAAACCAAAAUACAAAGCCAUCAAGUCCUGCCUGGUGUGUCAGGAAUCUUACUGUCGAACUCAUUUUGAGCGACAUGAGGAGUUUCACUCUCGUAAGCCACACAAAGUGAUUGAUGCCACUGAACGACUGCAGGACAUGAUCUGCCAUAAACAUGAGAAACACCUAGAACUAUACUGCAUCACUGAUCUACAGUACAUCUGUGUGAUUUGUAAAGAGUAUGAACAUAAAAACCACAAAAUAGUAUCUGCUGCAGCAGAGAGGACAGAGAAACAGAAAGAGCUGAAGGAGAUGCAGAUGAAGCUCCAACAGAGGGUCCUGCAGAGACACAAAGAUCUUCAGCAGCUGAGAGGGGCUGUGGAGACUCAGAAGCGCUCUGCACAGACAGCAGUGGAGGAAACUGAGAAGAUCUUUAUUGAGAUCAUCCGCUACAUUGAGAGACAAUGCUCUGAGCUCAAGCAGAUGAUCAGAGAUCAGCAAAAGACUGCUGUAAGGGAUGCUGAAGGGCUCAUAGAGCGACUGGAGCAGGAGAUUAAUGAUCUGAGGAGGAGAGAUGCUGAGCUGGAGCAGCUUUCACAGACACAGGAUGACAUGCAUUUCCUGCAGCGUUUCCAGUCUUUCUCCGCUCCUCCUGAAUCUACAGACUUUCAAACGAGUCCGCUUGGUUCUCAGUUUUCUUUUGUUGGGCUGAGAGAAUCUGUUCGGCAGCUGAAAGUCAAACUGGAGGAUCUCUGCAAAGAGGAGGUCAAGAAGAUCACUGACAGAGACACAUUUACCAACACUGUUCCCGAGACCAGGAAUGACUUCCUACAAUAUUCCCAUAAUUUCACUCUGGAUCCAAACACAGUGAAUAAAUACCUCUGUCUGUCUGAGAACAAAAGGGUGAUCACUGAUAUUGAUGCAGUCCAGUCAUAUCCUGAUCAUCCAGACAGAUUUGAUGAUUGGCGGCAGGUGUUGUGCAGAGAGAGUGUGUGUGGACGCUGCUACUGGGAGAUUGAGUGGAGCGGUAAGGUGUUAAUAUCAGUGUCAUAUAAGAGCAUCAGCAGGAAGGGAGGAGGUAAUGAUUGUGGAUUCGGACAAAAUGAUCAGUCCUGGGCUCUGUUCUGCUCCUCUGACAGAUACUCAUUCAGACGAAAUAAGACAGACACUGAUCUCCCAGUAAAGUCCAUCAGCAGCAGAGUAGGAGUGUAUGUGAAUCACAGUGCAGGAACUCUGUCCUUCUACAGCAUCUCUGACACAAUGAGCCUCAUCCACACAGUCCAAACCCAAUUUAGUCAGCCUCUGUAUCCUGGGUUUGGUGUUUAUGGAUCUGUGAAACUGUGUUGAUGAAGCAGAAUGGAUUAUAAAAUUUAACAGAAAUGUC
Messenger RNA from Danio rerio (zebrafish), 1893 nucleotides. The record is from RefSeq and is a predicted model, not a curated record. Lineage: Eukaryota; Metazoa; Chordata; Actinopteri; Cypriniformes; Danionidae.